This is a messenger RNA of Aspergillus novofumigatus IBT 16806, 1362 nucleotides long. RefSeq names its product MFS general substrate transporter. Gene Ontology annotation, molecular function: transmembrane transporter activity. The transcript is spliced from 6 exons. Gene Ontology annotation, biological process: transmembrane transport. Bases 1 to 1362 code for a protein of 453 amino acids. Lineage: Eukaryota; Fungi; Ascomycota; Eurotiomycetes; Eurotiales; Aspergillaceae. The record is from RefSeq and is a predicted model, not a curated record.
AUGAGCUCUUCGCCCUUGCUGGACAAUGAGAGAAGCAAGGAGCCAUGGAUGGGUGACUUGCGAUCCUCUAACAAGUUUACCACAGCCACGAUGUCCAUGGCGCUCUUUACGGAUGAGCUCCUUUUCUCAUUCAUGGUACCCUUGCUUCCUUACAUCUUUGAACAGCGCCUUGGGGUUCAAGCAUCUCAUGUUCAAGCAUACACAUCAAUCUUCCUUGCCGAAGGCGCUUUAGUCGCCAUCAUAACCAGCCCAUUCAUUGGGCAUGUGGCCGACCGGGCAAAGUCAAAGAAGGCCUUGCUACUCGGUUUGCGGAUGUUGACGCUUGCCAGUGUCUUAGGUCUUGCAAUUACAAAGUCGUUGGCCGGGCUCUUUAUCGGUCGAUUUUUCCAAUGUUUUACCAGCAAUGGCCUCUGGAUCGUGGGUGUCGCAACGAUGGUCGAGAGUGUCGGCAGUGAGCAUAUGGGCAAGAUUGCAGGGCUAACCUCAACCUUAACUGCAGCGGGGACAUGUGCAGGUCCAGUGCUUGCCGGGUUUCUUUUCGGGCUUGGCGGGUAUUGGCCUGCAUGGGUGGGACCAGCUGUCUUCCUGGUCGUGGAUGUCUUGAUGCGUGUUUUGUUGAUUGACCGUCCCAAAGCACCACGAGAGAUUACGGAGGACUCCCGUUUGCUAGAUGCACCGCUAGUCCCAGUCGAAGAAGCAACUGGGUGGCGAUUUUACGUCCGUCUUUUUCGCCAGAGUCGCUUUGCAGCAGGUAUCAUUUGCUACUCUAUAUAUGCCGUAUAUAUCGCCAGCUUCCAAGCUACCAUCCCCUUGCAUUCAUGGGAGGCAUUUAAAUGGGGUGCCUUUCCUGUCGGUCUCCUCCUUGCCGCUGUUCAAGGCCCAGGAAUGAUACUGGCACCCCUAAUUGGAUACUGGAAAGACCGCUGGGGAUCGCGAACCCCAACAUCGAUUGCGUUCUUGUCCAUGGCACCAUUUUUUUUGCUCUCGGGGGCAGCGGGCGACGAGCGCUUUUCGUGGUUUAAUGGUGGAAUUAAAGACAAGGCCAUCUAUAGUUGCUCCUUGGCCACGACUGGAUGUCUUAUGUCUUUACUGAGUGGAGUAGGGGCAAUGGAAGCGACUGAAGCUGUUGAUAAGCUAGAAGAAUGUCAACCGGGCAUUUUUGGAAUGUACGGAGGCUACUCUCGAGCUGUCGCCAUCACUAGCAUGAGUUGGACUAUGGGUCUGCUGGUUGGGCCCAUAUUAGCAGGGUUCGUGAUGGAGAGAUUCGGCUACUUUGAACUACAGUGUGUACUGGGUAUUGCUUCCUCCUCGACAGAUUUCAGAGUCUAUGUUAGUAGCUACUGCAAGACUGGUGAAGAAUAA